Molecule: messenger RNA, 2532 nt
Organism: Psylliodes chrysocephalus
Lineage: Eukaryota; Metazoa; Arthropoda; Insecta; Coleoptera; Chrysomelidae
Source: the annotation of a GenBank genome assembly
AUGGCGACUAGAAACAAAUCAGGAACCAAACAUGACGAACAUAGCGUGGAAACGCUCGCCGAAGUUUUUCGUUGCUUCAUUUGCAUGGAAAAACUCCGCGACGCCCAUCUAUGCCCGCACUGUUCCAAAUUAUGUUGCUACGUCUGCAUCCGCAGAUGGUUAACGGAACAGAGAUCGCAAUGUCCACAUUGCCGCGCCUCAUUGCAUUUGCACGAGCUCGUCAAUUGUCGUUGGGUCGAAGAAGUCACUCAGCAACUCGACACAUUGCAAGCUGUCAAUCUCAGUGGCAAUAGAAACGAAGAAAAUGAUAGAGAUAAAUGUUCGACGCAUCUAGAGAAACUGUCGGUCUAUUGCUGGACCUGUAGAUGCUGCAUUUGCCAUCAAUGCGCUCUCUGGGGUGGCACCCAUUCUGGCCAUACUUUUAAACCUCUAGAUGAAGUUUAUGAACAACACGUCACUCAAAUCAAAGACGAAAUUAUCCAAUUACGUAGACGAUUAAUGGAAUUAAUCAGUAUUGUACAAGAAGUAGAGAGAAAUGUAGAAACCGUUAGAUCCGCUAAAGAUGAGAGAGUGAGGGAAAUAAGAAACGCUGUUAAAGUAAUGAUAGCUCGAUUAGAUUCCCAAUUAAAAGCGAAAUUACUGACUUUAAUGGGUCAAAAGGACGCGCUGACGCAAGAAACUGAACAAUUAGAACAUCUAUUACACGAAAUCGAACAUCAAUUGCAUGUAUGUUCGAGAUCUGAACUUAUUUCUAAAAGUAGCGAAAUUUCUAGAAUGAUACACGCUAUCAGAAAGAAACCGAUGACCAGUUUUGUAACAGCUCCAGUUCCAGCAGAUUUUCCAAGCGAGAUAGUACCCAAUUACGAUACCAGUACUUUUAUCUUACACGGAUUCUCGCAGUUACAACGCAAGGCUGAUCCUAUUUAUUCGACACCAUUACAUUGUAAUGGUCUAUGUUGGCGAUUAAAAGUUUACCCAGAUGGAAAUGGAGUAGUCAGAGGGAAUUACCUGUCGGUAUUCUUGGAGCUUAGCGCUGGGUAUCCAGAAACUUCAAAGUACGAAUACCGAGUAGAAAUGGUCCACCAAGCCAGUCGAGAUUCAUCUAAAAACAUCGUUAGAGAAUUCGCUUCGGACUUUGAAGUAGGAGAAUGUUGGGGUUACAACAGAUUUUUCAGACUCGAUGUUUUAUCUAGCGAAGGUUAUUUAAACGAAACUUUAGAUACGCUCGUUUUAAGAUUUCAAGUUAGAGCCCCGACUUUCUACCAAAGAUGCCGGGACCAACAGUGGUAUAUAAAUCAACUUCAAACCGUCCAACACCAAUAUAUCACUCAGAUUAACGAAUCGAAGGAGCUGUUGGCGGCUGAGAUAUCUAGAAAUGCUAUGGCUGCUAGUAUGAGAAAGAAACCUAACGAUGUAGUGAAUUUGGCUUUGGUGAAAUCUCUUUACAAUCUACCCAGCCCUAUUAGAGAUAAUAGUCCUGCUCCGUCAACUUCGCAUGACGUUUCUAACGAUAAAUCUUUUUCGACAGAGUUGGCGAAUUUUGGUAAAAGUUUAGCUGGUACCAGUAAUCAAACUAAAACCGAUGAUUGUCCUUGUUCUUCGAAAACUACCGUUAAAAAACCGAAUUCGCCUCAUCGCUUAGGGCUUAGCGUUUCAUUGAGUUCUCCUAAUAUAUUAAAUACAGCCGUGUCUUCGUUAAUGCUAACUAGUAGCAGUAGUGAAAGUGAUUUAAGCGAACCCGAUUUCGAGCUACCCGAAGCGACAUCUAACGACGAAAACGACGUCGACGCUGAAACAAUGUCUGGAGAAAACGAUGUAGAGUACGCGGAAUUUUCUAUGGCGCAAAGAAUGCUGGCUAGAGAUCCGAGUUCAGCUAAUAGUAGCAUAGUAGGCGCAUCAGCACUUUCACCAACCGAAAUAGUCGGAAAUUUCGAAGAAAAAUUAAAACUAUUCCAUUUCUUCGAAAAUUCGGCAGCCAUUAAUCCAAAUCAAGAUCCGACGAAUACCUUACUGGAUCUCACUACUUCGAAUUUGGAUUUGGCUUUAUUGGGAACUAUUUCCAACGAUGCAGUUUCGAAUGACGUACUUACCACUGAAAAUAGGAAGAAAUUGAAGCAUCGAUUUAGACAUUUAGAUAUGGCUAAUCAAGGACCAAGUAACAACCAAACGAUUUGGAGCGAAACCGUUCCUAUUUCGCAGAUAACAAAAGAAUCCGUGAUGGGACCUUUAGAAUCGUUCUUGCGAUCGAUUAAUUGUUAUCCGGAACACGAUCAAUCUAGAAGGAAAGAAUCGCCGAUGAAAGAGAGGAAAAAACAGUCUAAAUUUCCCAUGGUGCAAAUGGUUUCUCCGCCUCCUAUAAGCGAUAAUGCAGAAGCGAUCGUGGAGCCGUCUUCGUCUUCGGCUUUCAGUUGGACGCCUUCGUUGUUGAAUCAGCGGCAAAGAAAUAAGUCGCCCAGGGCGCCACCUAGUGAGUUGGCUUUACCGGAAAAGGAUGCCGGCAAAUCUAUUGAUAAUCACCGCCAUUCCUCUUAA